Messenger RNA from [Torrubiella] hemipterigena, 7418 nucleotides. The record is from the annotation of a GenBank genome assembly. NCBI's taxonomy places the organism in Eukaryota, Fungi, Ascomycota, Sordariomycetes, Hypocreales, Clavicipitaceae.
UGCCCUCACCCCUUUUCUUUACCAACAUGUUAAUUUUGGCAUUUCCCACUUAGCACUAGCCCAUACCAUUGCAAAACUGUCAACUUUUUUUUUGUUUGGCCUACGCCCCUUAUGCUCACCACCAUGAACCUGGUUCACUUUGUAAUCAGAGAGUUAUUCUCAUUGGAGACGCCCGUGAUCCUCUCCAACGAUGGCACAUUUGGGCCUGGGUAUAAUCUGGAUUUUGAUUUCACAAUCUUGUUUGAGAACAUCUUCUUCAGCCUAAUCCCUGCUGCAAUUGCUCUUUUGGUAUGGCCCGCCUGGAUUUUCUACUACCGUCAAGCACCAACGCUGGGGUCUAGAGACGCCUUGUUCUGGAGCAAGCUAUCUGUCGUUCUUUCCCUUUUAAUCUUCGAACUCGCAAGGUCUAUCGUCUGGUGCUAUACUCAAGGUGGUCAAUCAGCAGUGACGGCAGCCUUGGAUCAAACCAGGAUCUCGUCUGCCAUCUUGUCUCCCUCUGCCACACUCGCCCUAGGCGCUAUGCUCUACUUCGAUCAUACUCAUGCCUUUCAAUCUUCUGCUCUCAUCAGCCUCUACUGCACACUCUCCGUCGCCUUGGAGUUCAUAAGAUGUCGUACAUUUCUUCUACGCUCCUCUAUGACUGCUGUUGGCGCGUUGUCACUGGUAAUCGGAUUUUGUAAGGCUACAAUAGUAGUUAUGCAAGAAAUUCCGAAAUCUCUGCAGCAAAACCGCGCAGUCACGGAGAGGCUCUCCCCAGAUGCUAUUGCUGGCUUUUGGAACCGUACCUUGCUGCUAUGGAUAAACUCAACCUUCUUCGUCGGGUUUCGUCAGAAUCUGACUAUGGAAAAUUUGGGGAGUCUUGGGCCUAAUUUCUCAUCCGCUCGCCUCGCCGCAAGGUUCGAGUUAUCAUGGGAAACAGUUUCUAAAGACGAUCCGAACGCGCUGCUCAAGGCAUGUUACUACACAGUUUUCUGGCCAUUUUCUCUUAGUGCGCUUCCUCAACUAGUCGUCACGGCACUCAAUUUUGGCGCUGCAUUCCUACUUCAAGGUCUUCUCAAGUUUCUCGACAGUGAAAAUCCAACUGACAGAGAACGUACAUGGUUAAUAGUGGCAACCUUUGUUCUCUACUUCAGCAGGGCGCUCGCCACCAAUAUGAAGAGCUCGUUGUCAAAUACUACUGCGACGCGCCUACGUGGCAUCAUUUCUAGCCAAAUUUUAAAAAAGACUUUGCGGUUGCGCUCUCACAAAGCAGCUGAUGCUGCUGCACUUACCCAUGUCAGUGCCGACAUUGACGGAGUACUUGAUGUCGUCCGCACUGUCCAUGAUCUCUGGAUUGGUAUCAUAGAGCUCGCUAUUGGGCUGUAUCUUUUAUGGACUAUAGUAGGCAUGGCCUUUUUUGCUCCUUUAAUACCGAUCAUUGCUUCUACCAUCAUUGGGUGGUUCGUCGGUAAGCAUAUGGGGCCCGCGACGCUGGCCUGGAACCAGGCGAUCCAGGAUCGAAUCUCUGGCGUCUCCGCUGUCCUUUCGCAAAUAACAGGUAUCAAAAUGAUUGGCCUCGAGCAGCCGAUCCUGAAUUUUGUCCAGGGGCUACGUGAGAACGAAAUUUCCAAGUCUAAAAUGGCGCGAACUAUCCGUGUGAUCAUGAUCGCAUUUUUGCCGCUCAACUACUGGGUUACUCCCCUAGCACUCGUUGUGGGUGGACAAUACUGGACUAUUUGGAGAGAUGGGCUUGAGCCUGUAUCUGUCUUUACUGCCUUCGCCUUCGCCAAUUUCCUCGGUGACCCUGUCAAUAACUUGUUCUACCUUUGGCCAAAUAUCAGCGCGCUACAGGCAUCAUUCUCACGUAUCCAGACUUACCUCACCCAACCAGAGGUAGAAGAUACUCGAGAGGUGCGCAACUUUGCGGCAAAAUCAUCUAUGGAUGACUUGUCUAAAAGACCUGCCGAUAAUGUGGUAGAGGAAGCACAGAAGAGAAGUAUCUCAUUCCUCGAUGUUUCUAUAAAGUCUUUGGAGAAUGACACUCUGAUACUAAAGAAUAUAAACAUCUCUAUAUUGCGCAGUACACUCACCAUGGUCAUUGGUUCCGUCGGGGCUGGCAAGUCCACCUUGCUAAAGGCGAUCAUCGGCGAAGCAGAGCCAUCAUCCGGAAAGAUCCAGGUUUUGACCAAAAAUAUAGCAUACUGUGGCCAGGUAGCUUGGCUUCCAAAUAUCACCAUCAAACAAGCGAUCAUUGGUCGAGGACAAUUUGAUGAAGACCGCUAUCAAAACGUUAUCCGAGCAUGCGCGCUUGACCAUGACAUUGGUCAAAUGGAAGACGGCGACAAGUCCAUAACAGGCCCGAAUGGUUCCAAACUCAGCGGAGGACAGAAGCAGCGGCUCUGUCUUGCUCGAGCCAUUUACUCAUUGGCGCCCAUUGUCGUUUGCGAUGAUCCUCUCAGCUCGCUUGAUACUACUACAACCAAAAGCGUCUUUGACGCUGUAUUUGGUCCCGCUGGUUUCCUCCAAGAGCAAGGACGAACAGUCGUUCUAGCUACACAUGCAACUGAAUGGCUCACAUUCGCCCACCAGGUUAUUUCGCUACAGAAUUCUGAGGUCACUUCCUAUUCUACUCAAGAUGAUAUUCAGAACUUAGCUCGAGUUAUCAUAAAGACCAAUCCACCAAACAAGGAAAAAAUGUAUCAGACCCAAACCACGGAGGCAAGCAACAAGCUCGGUCGUAUAACAUCGGUAGUUCAAAACUCAGUCAGCCCUAUAGACUCCUCUCUCUAUCGCUUUUAUUUCCAAAGCGUCCCUACCUGGAUCCUUUUUUUAGCCCUCCUUUCUGUUGUCGUGAUGACGGUAGUUGAAAAGUUCCCGGACUUUCUUAUGAGAAUUUGGAUCGAAAUUGACGCGAAAAACAAAAAUUACAUCUGGGUGAUGGUUGCUUUGGCCAUUGCAGCGAUGAUUCAUAAUGGCGCAACUGUAUGGUUAUACGAACUUAUUAUCAUUCCAAAGGUAGCAUCAAAAAUGCAUAGUCUGUAUAUAACUGCAGUCAUGCAAGCUACCCUUCCAUUUCUUACAUCAACAAGCAAUGGAGCUCUUCUUAACCGAUUUGGCCAAGAUAUGAGUCUGUUAGCCAAAGAAAUGCCAUCGGCACUCUUUCGAGUCCUUUUAAUUUGCGGCACCACCGUCGCUAAUGUUGCGAUGAUCACGAGUGCUACAACGUACUCUUUUGUCUUCCUCCCCUUUAUCGUCGCCAUUCUUGCAAUGGUACAGGCUUUCUAUUUACGCACAUCACGUCAAAUGCGACUACUGGAUCUGGAGAGUAAGACUCCCCUCUACACUAAGAUCUAUGAGACCAGUGUUGGCAUUGAGCACAUCCGCUCAUUCGGCUGGGAAGAGGCAGUAAUACAAGAGAGCCUAGAACUAUUGGAUUACACACAGACGCCAUUUUAUUACAUGUAUAGUAUUCAGCGUUGGCUUCUAGUUGUCCUAGGGAUGACGGUCACUCUGACAGCGACUAUCCUGGUGUCUAUUGCACUUAACUGGACAAAGACAACAUCACAGGCGAGUUUGGGGCUCGCUCUACUAGGAUUGAUUAACUUCACCAUCGUUUGUCAGGAGCUGGUGCUCCGUUGGACUAUCUUAGAGACAUCGCUCGGAUCGAUUAUGCGUCUCAAGACAUUUGUCAGCACUACUCCUCAAGAGAAGGACGGCCCAGACGCACAAUGGCGCCCCAAGUCCUGGCCAGCAAGAGGAGCUGUUGAAUUCCGACAAGUGAGCGCAACAUAUAGUGCGGGUGAUCAGCCUAUCAUGGCUUUGGAAAAUGUUAAUCUGACAAUUGAACCUGGGGAGAAGGUAGUUGUAGCUGGAAGAACUGGCAGUGGAAAGAGCAGUUUUCUUCUAACAACCCUCAACUUCCUGCAGUUGACGGGUACCGUCUUAAUUGACGGCCUCGACAUAAGCAAAGUUCCCCGUCAACAGCUGCGUCGUGCUAUCACUACCAUACCCCAAGAUCCGGUUAUAAUUCCCGGAACACUCCGUGACAAUCUGAUUCCGUUUCGACCAGAGGAUGAUAAACACGGUGAAAUGGAUAGUGACGACGAAAAGGAGGCUGAUGCUGAACAGGUCGGCGGUGCUGAUGCCAACAAUCAAAACAAUGUGACUGCAAAUAUUGAAGCAGGAGCUAUUGCAGCUGCAGCAAUCGACGCUCCUCUUAAUAACAUCGCCAUUUCCCAAGUUCUGAGAGACCUUGGUCUAGAAGCUUAUGUUGAACAGCAUGGUGGACUAGAUGCUGAUGUCAAACUCAUGGAAUUUUCGACUGGUCAAAAGCAACUCAUCGCUAUUGCCCGAGCACUGCUACACCGAUUACAAUACAGAAGUCAGAUUGUGCUGAUGGACGAACUAACGAGCAGUCUGGAUUACGAGACCGAUCGCCGUGUACAGAGGGCUAUGAAUAUCGCCUUCCGGGGAUGCACUCGCAUUGUGAUAUCCCACCGAAGUACUGGAUAUGAAAAUUGCGAUAGAAUUUUGACUUUGAGCGAUGGGUUUUUAACUGCUCAGCGAAAGAUUGAUAAGGAGACCUCUGAUGAAAAUGAUAGUCCGUUUGAUGAGGAAGAAAAGGUACAGAUGAAGGAGACGAAGGCUCGAAUGGAACGUGCCUCCCGCGCCCCACGACUGGAUAGUAUGCCAGCCAGCUGGAUCAGCGCUGCUGAUACUCAGCGCUGGCUAAACGAGACGGAAACGGAGAGCUCGACUCAUGACGUGACCGAUCAAGACAGGCCUGACAUUGUCCAUAGACGCAAAGUCAGAAGCUCGGUCAAAGAAUUAAGGAGGGCAAAGCAGGAGCGAGAUGGCAUCCUACCACGCAAAUCAACGGAUUCCACCGCAAGCAGUCAGCAUACCGUCAAGACUGGUGGGAACAGACACUCCAAUGUAACGAUUACGGGAGGCGAGCCUCAAACUGGUGAAUCAUUGCAAAGCGCACAUCGAACCAGCCAACCCGUUACGACGGCCGAGCCUCAAACUAGUGAAUCGCCGCAAAGCGCACAACAAAAUGCGCCGCAACCUAACGAGCCCGUUACAACAGCAGCGCCUCAGACUAGUGAAUCGCUGCCGAGCGCUCAACAAAGCGCACGGCAGACUAGCCAGUCUGAUGUUGAAAGGGAUGAGGGCGGCGCGAUCAAGCCAAAGCUGGCAAACGUGGUUACGGAUAGCGAGUAAGAAAGAUGGACACAUAUUAAUACGGCAACUACAUCUUUAAUGUAACUCGAGACCUACCGAAGGUUAAAGCACUGUAGUGCAUUAUAGAUUCUUCCAAGUCUAGAUUAGUGUACAUAGCAAUGAUUAGAUUGACAUAUAUAGCUACCGCAGUGUGCUGUUAACCCAGGGAAUCUUUGGUCUUAUGAUGAGCACUUGUAACCAUCGAUUUUACCUUCAGGGUGUACUGGAUCAGACUGUCAAUCUUAUCAGUUAUCGUGCUAUAGAUGAACAAUGGAGCUUUUGCUUGUUAUGAACAGUUUCAGUACGUAUACAGGAUCCAUUUGGCAGGUGCAUUUAGUUACAAGCCUGUAAUUCUUUCUGUUCUUUUUACCGAGAUAAUAGUUUAUAUAAACUCAGAAUCAGGCGGCUGAUGCCUUUGCUCAACAAUAGGUAAACAAUGCAGUUGUAAGUUACGCAGUCUGUAAAACACGUCAGGCGUUGUCUCUACGCCUUCUCGCUAAACUCAUGCAGCUUAUCUGCCAACCGCCUCCCCGCUGCCGCCCCCAUGCGCAGUAAAUAACACGUCAUCAAGUCCUGUUCAUCAUUGCCUUCCUCAUCCAUCCAUAGGCUUAUCCUUGACCAUCCCCUUCACCCCUCUCGCCAGCUCCUCGCAGCUCGAGAUGAAACCCCAUGACUUCUGGCAGUUAGAGUCCACCAUCUGCCGCGCAUACUCAGGGCUCGUCGUACCGCAUCCAUCUCGCAAUAAUACCGUGUCGAACCCUUUGCUGGACGCGUCCUGAAUCGUAGCCAGCACGCACUGGUCCGUAUUCACCCCAGCAAACAGCAGCGUCUUGAGGCCCUUUUUCCGUAGAAACAUCUCGAGCUCGUUGGAGUGCGCGUCGCCCCAGAGGCCAGAGAGCCGUUCCUUGUGGAAGCGUACGUCUGGGACCGCGGAUACCUAUAGCACAUCACAUUGGAGUCAGUCAGCCAGUCAGUGAUUGGUGUCUUGGUGAGGCAGCCCGCCGCGUUUUGAUUGCCAGGGUAUACCAAUUUUGAGAUACGUCAAGUAAUCGGGUAUAGAUACAAUACUCCGUAAAAACAAAAUGGUUCUAAUAUGGGUAUGGAGAGGCAAAGUGAGUGAAUGUGUUGUCAUGUACAUGCAGGUGACAUCAUACAUGCGUCAAGGCUAUAUUGAACAUUGGCUGGAGCCGCGAUGUUAGUAGCACUCCUAAUACUUGUGAAUAAAUGACCAUAUGAAAGCAGGUCCAUUCGUUUAAGUGUUAUCAUCUCUUUGUUGAUGGAUGCCGGAUCAACGCGGUCUCUGAAUUGGUAUAGUAUAUCGAUGAGCGACGCAUCAUGAUGGUUCUGGUGGCGGCAUGAAUCCAGCUCGUUGGAAGAGCCUCCAAAAUAUUUCCGGUGGCAUUAAUCUUGGGAUUUCUUGCCCACCUGGCCCGAGUUGCGGGUUUUGUUCCACAUAGUCGGUCCAUUCGUCAUGCGUUGCCAUCACGGCGCUGUACAUGCCCACCACAACCAAAGCUGUGGCUCUAGCGACGUUCUUUCUCGCGGUAUGCAGCCUCUCUAACUUGUAGCACAGCUCUAUAGCGUCUUCAUUUGCCUUUUUCGCAUUUUCAAUUCCAAUGGCAAUGGCUAGCUUCAACUGAAAAAUAACAGUGGCGAGCGAGAUUGUCACCAUGUCAGUCCAACGUUCGCGAAACUGUUCCUGUGCUGGACGAGCGGUUACUAUAGAUUCGUGCCACGGUAUUAAUAUACCGCAGAUUUCAUUAGCACGGUCCAAAGCUGCAUUGUGAAGCCCCGUUUUUGUUGCCAGCGUAAAUGGUGGAUAGGUGAUUAGGCGAUUUGUUUUGAUCCAAUGAUGUGCAAACGGCACUGCUUUUCCGAAAUAAGUGAGCCAGAAUUCGCAACGAUCUAAAGAUGAUGGACCUGUUGAUGCGGCUCGUUGAAUAAUAUUUAGCCAGCGAGAUUCGUUGAGAAAGCUGUGCUCGCCAGUUCGAAUCAUGGAAAGAUACUACAAUAAUUGUUAGCACAAAAUCAAAUCUAAGAGUGAAUUUUUGUAACUUGGUCACAUGGAGAGGCAAUGAUUUGCUUACCAGUAAUGGUAAAUGGCUCGUUAGAAGAGAACGGUCAAAGUCGGAAUUGAAUUGCUCUGGUCCGCGAUGUUCGAUCAGCAAAGCGGCACCUCUUGUAUGCUGGAAGAGGGCUGCAUCUGUCGUAGUCCC